UCCUGUGAAUGGAACGCCCAGCCCUGCUCUGUGGAUAAUUUCACAAGAAUCCUCACGGAGAUGGGCGUGUGCUACACGUUCAACCAUGGUGACACCAAUCUGAAAACCGAACUCUUAGGUUCGACAUUUGGACUUAAACUAAUUUUGAACGCUGAACAGUACAAUUAUCUGGCUACAACACACAGUGCUGGCUUUACAGUGCUACUCCACCACCCCGAUGACGUCCCGUACAUUGAAAACCUGGGCUUUCAGGUUGCUCCUGGAGAGAGUAUCAGUGUUGGCAUCUCACAAACAAAGGUAACGAAUUUACCGUCUCCAUAUGGGAAUUGUGCAGAAAAAAAUCUGGCAUAUUAUGAUUCGUAUUCUACGUUGAAUUGCAUAGCGGAGUGCACAUUGAAUUUUACAAUGGACAAUUGUGGCUGCCGAGCUUACUACAUGAUAAAUGUCCCCGGUGUUCCAGAAUGUUCUCCGACACAAUGGUGGGAAUGCCUUGACGAAUUACGUGCAAAUACAUCGGCUGCCCUGCAAGCCUGCGCGUGCCCCGUUCCUUGUGAAGAAGUCCACUACGGUUAUACCAUUUCCCACUCAAAAAUGUCAAACGCUAUCACGGCUGCAUUGAUGGCCGGUUACCCUGGCACUACAGAGGACUAUUUCCGAGACAAUUAUUUGAUUUUGCAGAUAUUCUAUAAAGAGUUGAAUUUCCAAGGGAUAGAGCAACAGCCGGCAUAUUCCGGUCUCGCGCUGUUUUCAGAUAUAGGUGGCGCGCUGGGCCUGGUGCUGGGGAGCACUUUGAUGACAGCGGCAGAAAUAAUAGAUUUUGCGGUCAGUUUGUGUUUAUGGGUUGCCUUUCGGAGAAAAUAGUGCCUCGACAGAAUAAAUUACUGCAGUUGCACAGGUGUGUGCAGCAGGUGUAUCAAUGAUAUGGAAUGUAGAAUUUGUGAAACCCUUGUCCCUUAAGGUUUGAAGGCAAACACACUACUUCAGCUACUACCAUUCUUUUUUUUUUUUUUUUUUUUCUGCACAUUUUCAGAACAAAAAAUGGAUAUCACACACCGAAUACUUGAGGAUCUCAGCAAGAAUCAAAUCUUUAAUGGUUAACAAUUUUAUUUUGCACUUGUGUUCUAAAGGUUACAAAUGCGCCAAACACUUUCUGACACACUUUUAUAGAUGAUUCAAAGGGUUCGACUUCUACCCCUUUUUAUCUAUAAAAGCAUCAUUCCACAUAUUGACAGAUCCAUCACUGUAGUGUCUCUUAUUGCUUCAUAGUUUCUGGACAAGGGAUAUAUGACAUUUGGUACUGAUUAUCCGACUCACUCUAAGUGGAAUAUAUUGGAUUCGUCCCUGAAAGAUAACAUGUGAUAUCCGAGGAUUCAGCAUAAUAUUUGUAUAACACCCAUUUCCCCUUCAUCCUGUGUCAGCUACUGUCAGCGAGAGGGUGUGGUUAGAAAUCCGCUGCAGAGGUUGUACUUAAGUACUGACAUUUUCGCACCUACAAAAAAGUAGCCAUUUGUUAAGAUAUUUAGAUUUUUAACAAUUGUAAUAGGAGAUGAAGAUUAUUUAAUUCGAGAAAACAUAUACAAAGGUAAUUGAUUCUAAUAUAUUAAUGAAUAUACGGACGGUUAUAUUUGUGUGUGUGUGUGCGUGUGCUAUUACUUAUAUUAAGUAAAGGACUCGGGGCGAUUUUAACGGUUUUAAAUCUCGCUUACAAAACUUUGCCUUUGUUUAGUUAUAAUCUAUAUACCUCAAAAUUUGCCACCUACCCUACCAAGCUACCAAGCACAGGGGUAUAAUUAUUAAUCGUAGCUGCUUUCUUCGUCAUAAUAAACAGAAUUUUUUUUUAGCACUUGUAGAUGAUUAAAGUACACGGUUUCUACAGUAUAUUAAGUAUGAAGAAAAAUAAUAAAAUAAGACGGGCCAAAGAAUAAGUUUAGUACAGAUGAAGCUGCAUAUUUUUCUAACACGAAUCUAAAUUGAUUGGUGGCCUAAAUUUAAUACUGAUGUGCCUUGCAGUUGCCAUGAGAUUCAUUAUUAUUUAUAGAAAUGAUUUUAUAUAUUAAUUUCAAUAUUUUUACUUUAUUAUUUGUAACCAAGAACAUAUGUAUAUAUAUGAUUGAAGUCUUGGAGCGUUGAAGUCUAUGGCAUAGCGAGUCCGCCAUAUGGCGUUAAGAUACAAAUCAUAUGCAUGGGAAGGUGGAAUGGAUCCCAUGUUAAUGUGCAAAUAAAAACAUUAAACAUUGUUCAGCACCAAAUGCACUUAUAAGUGACAAACAGAAAAUCCUAUUUUCAAGUUGUGUACUAUGUUAUGCUGUAUACAGCAAAAGCAUGUCUUUUAAGUUGGUUAGUUGCUUAUGGGAAAUCGGAUUAUGACCAAAUCAACAUAGUCACAACCAAACGAAUGUCGUUUAUGUCCAACUAACACAAUCAGUUUAUCAGAGAAGAAAAUGGAUGAAAUAGACACGCAGCGUGUUUACAACAUUAAGGAAAA
Molecule: messenger RNA, 2485 nt
Organism: Lingula anatina
Lineage: Eukaryota; Metazoa; Brachiopoda; Lingulata; Lingulida; Lingulidae
Product: acid-sensing ion channel 1C
Biological process (GO): sodium ion transmembrane transport
Cellular component (GO): plasma membrane
Molecular function (GO): ligand-gated sodium channel activity
Source: RefSeq, a predicted model, not a curated record